AGCUUUCCCGUCGGAGUAUCUGAAAGAGCAGGCAGAGAUAGAAGACCCCUAGCCGAAAGAGCUUCGCUCGCUCUCUCUCUCUUUUUCUCUCUCGCUCGCGCUCUCUCUCCCCAACCGCAUCUUCAUAUCCUCAAGUAUUCUUUAUUCUUUAAUAUUCGUCCUUGUUUUAUUCUUACUGUUUCGUCUCCCAGCGCCUUCCGAGUCUUUGUCGAAAAUGGCAUCUCGUCUCAACAAAGCUUUCACGCUUCAGAAAUUAACAUAUGUUGCGAUAACCAUGGCUGUGUUCGGAAUACUACUAGUGGAUCAGACUUCGGCCCGGUUUUUGGACGACGAGUGUCGAGGAGUCAUGGGAAAUCGUGACUUGUACGAAUACGUCGUCAGGAUAUGCGACGACUGCGAAAACAUAUUCAGGAAAAGCAACGUUGGGCCCAAAUGCAAGAAAAACUGCUUCUACAACAUGGACUUCAUGUGGUGCGUCCAUGCCACUGAGCGAACCGACGAGCUGGAACAUCUGAACCGAGCGAUGAGCAUAAUACGAGUCGGACGCAAGUGAGAAUCGCCCAAAACUUCAGCCAUCGAGAGACACACUACCACCCCCGCCACCGCCGCUACGACUAAUGCCUCACCCAACUCCCAAGACAUGGUCGACCUUCCAUAGCUGAAUUAGAUUACUAGUGUAUGUCAGCAAAACGUGUCUGUCUGUCUCCUAGAUCCACUAAAUUCGCAGUUGACCCUCUUUUAGAAAUUGCUGUUCUGCUUGAUAAUCUUGCAAUUUACUCCCAGUAGAUAUUCAUAUAAUAUUUAUCCAUUUGUUUAUUUACGAUCUUUCUUUGCCACUUAUUGUUCGAUUAAUAAGUUUAAUAUUCAUUUAGCAUUGAAACUUACGUUGUUUACUUCACCUCACUGCCAAAUUACCUAGAGAAAAUUAAUCGGUAUUUACAUUCGGUUAAAUGAAUAGUUGGCUAACCAUAAUCUUAUGAAUAACGGGAUAACUUUUUUUAAAAAUUGGGGUUUUCUGUCCUUAUCAGAUUAUUGGAAAUCAAAAUGAAAGAAUAUGUUUUAUUGUAAAAAUAUAAUUUCUUGGUUAAGUAUUGUCGACCAAAAUUGCAUAAAUUAAGUUUCGUUUGUAUCUCAGAAAUGACGAAAUCGGCAAAAUUGUACCUAAAAAAAAAUCCACUUUCACAUUUCUCAUAGAAUUGAUAUUUGUGAUUACCCAAAAAUAGAACUUAUUUGUGUUAUUGCCCAAAAAAUAGGAUUGAUAUGUGAUUACCCAAAAAAAUGCAUAGCUGCAAAAUCUUUUUUGGUUAGUAUUAUGAAAUGAAAUAAACUUCCGGUCUUUCU
Molecule: messenger RNA, 1341 nt
Organism: Macrobrachium nipponense
Lineage: Eukaryota; Metazoa; Arthropoda; Malacostraca; Decapoda; Palaemonidae
Product: molt-inhibiting hormone-like
Exons: 3
Coding region: 215-553 (112 amino acids)
Biological process (GO): circadian rhythm
Cellular component (GO): extracellular region
Molecular function (GO): neuropeptide hormone activity
Source: RefSeq, a predicted model, not a curated record